This is a messenger RNA of Lepisosteus oculatus (spotted gar), 9390 nucleotides long. It is a transcript of the gene zswim8, whose product is annotated as zinc finger, SWIM-type containing 8. NCBI's taxonomy places the organism in Eukaryota, Metazoa, Chordata, Actinopteri, Semionotiformes, Lepisosteidae. Gene Ontology annotation, molecular function: zinc ion binding. Gene Ontology annotation, cellular component: Cul2-RING ubiquitin ligase complex. The record is from RefSeq and is a predicted model, not a curated record.
UAGCACAAAAUACUUAAUUUGGAAUUCGCCGUAACCGCUUUUCGUGUCUGAUACCUUUUUCAGGAAACCGUUUCAGAAAAAAAUAACUCUCGAAAGCUACAUAGAAGAAUAUUUUUUCCUCCCGCAGUUGUAACAAAGCCCGUCAAUCAAGUUACCUUCCCAGCGCACAGAACUUCAGCCUCACCGCGCGUGCCUGUAUUAUUUACAUCAUAGCAACCGAGGAGGAGGGGGGGGGGGUUGCUGGGGUCAAAGGUUACAAUGCUUUCAACCACGAUAAAUCGACAAAACAUAUGCACAAAAUUAAAACGCUCACACUCGAAGUCCUUCAAAGUUGUUAAAUAAAACCCUGAUGGUGCAGAACAGUCAUAUACGGGGCGGACUGUCGUAGAGAGAACUCUGCUGCAAUAAAAAUAGCUGGUCUUCUAUGCGAGAGGCACCCUGUUAGUCCGAGUGUGAGGCGGAAGUUGGGAUCAGCUGAUGGAGGAGACUGGGCUGAAGCCUGUAAGCUGAAGAGCCAUCUUCCCCACCGGAGAGACAGAGAGUGGGGGGCAGACGGGAGAGAUUAGGGGGAUCCCGGUUUUUAAGGGCGGCUCGAAACCGUUGCAGAAGGACAGCAGGAAAAGCGGCGUCUGUCAGCGAGCAAACCGGGGUUUAUCGUGAGACUUCAUCCGGAGGACUGAACGGGAACCGGGUCGGCUGUCGAGCGUGCAAAAGACUGGAUGCUUUUAAAAUACAAAGGAAGGAAGAAAGACGACGGCAUGAAUAAACAGAGUCUCGAUUGAAUAAGACAUCCAAAUGAAACAAGAAGGGCAAAAACGUUAGUUAAAUGUGGUAACUGGUGACUACACGGGGCCAUUCUUUCAAUUGUCAGUAUAAACAACACUGUUCAGAGUAACUCAGAGACUCGAGUUUGGACUGGGGGGCUUUCUGCCAGCGGCUGAAGGUAUACAUUUUAUAUGUAAAAAAAUGAUAUCGGUGUUUAUUUAACUAAACGUGGAAAGCGAUGACAGUCUGAAUCGGAAAGGAGGUUACUCGGCAUUGCUAUCUAAUCGCCAGCUAAUCGAGCUGGGACAAAACAAUGAGAAGAGGUGUUUCAUUUGUUUGAUCCACGUUGAUUUUCUUCGAGGGAAGACACAAAUACUGGGAGAUAUUAAACAGCAAGUAUAUAACAUUACUACAAAGAGCUGUGGUUAAUACAGUGUCGCGUUGCCCCCACUCAACACCGGAGCCGAAGCGCCCAGCAGACUGGAGGAGAAGUGGAGAGGUGAAUGAAAAACAACAUUCAAAACUUGACGAUUUCCAAGGAAGCCGCACAUGCAGAAGAUAGAGUCGCUGCUCCAAAUCGUGUUUCCAUUUUACUCCCUGCGUUACAUAACCUGACGCUGAAUUGCACAGCGAAGGGAACCAGCGAACGCUAAUCCAGCAUUUCGGAUGUCCAGAAGUGCUUUUUCGUUUUCAGCACGUACACAAGUGGUUGGCAACGUCUGGGGACUACAGGGGAGGAAAAGUGCAGUCGGUCACCGGAGAGUAGUGCGUCGGGAAUCCCACUCAGGAUAGUACCGAUUCAAAACGACUGAGUCACCUAAUUAAAGCCGACGAUUUGUGCGAGAAUGAAUGCCCUUUCAGGGCAGUGAUAUUAACCUGAGUGGAAAGGGAGCACUAGACAGGAAGAACCCAGCGAUCUGAGGAGCGCAGUGCUUAUUUCAGUACAGUUAGGUCGACAGACGACUGUUCUGAAAAUGAUUUAGUGUGUCAAUAACCACUAGAACACGGAAUCCCCCAAGAAAUUUCCCCUAGGUAUUUUUUGUUAUUGUUCUUAUUUGUAUACAGAUGUAAAAAGGAUAUGAUAAUAUGAUUUGAUAGGAAGACUGUAAGUGUCAGUUAAGAGUUUUGUAUUACAAAGUGCUGUUUUUCUUACACUAACAAUACGCAGCCUUUUGUAAAAUAAAAACAUUUUUGAAUACGUUCAGACACGAACGCUGUGGGGGAAAGCGUGACAAAUAUCGCCCUCUGUAAGCGUUGUGUGGACUCAUAUCUAAGUUAAAGCACAUUAGGAAUGUCACAAUUGUUGUUCGUGAAGUCGCUGCCUUUCCGAGUCUGGGACACGGGAGUUGGCGAACCCAGUGUUGCUGUACUGGAAGAGCAGGGGUGAGCAUGAAUCACUCAGCCUUACUGCUGGUUUUUUUGGCCCCCCCGAGUUGAACAAACCAGCUUUAUUGGAGCCAACCCGAACUGCAGGUCGAUAAACGUUGAAGAAUUCAAUGCCGAACGUGGGCCUGUGAAGUGACGGUCCGCCAGGCAUUUCGCUUCAUAUUCGGCAAGACUUAAUAUUGCAUAGGAAAAAAAACCCCAACAAAAGACAAAGCAUUGUUACUUUUGCACGUCCCCUCUGCGGUGAGCUUCUUCGACUCUUUGAUUUGAUCGUUUCUGCUCGCUCCCUCCCCCGGGUUUGGAGUUUUCGGAGUGGAACUGCGCCCCGUCCCCCGUCCCUCACAAGCAGGGCAGCUCCGCGUCCGUGUUCUGUUGUGUUCGAGUUGGGGGCGGUUUCGGUUGUUGCUCCGAGUCCCCCGACUGCUUCGCCGGUAGAUGUGAUGGAACUCAUGUUUGCCGAGUGGGAAGACGGAGAGAGGUUCUCCUUUGAGGACUCGGACCGGUUCGAGGAGGACUCGCUGUGCUCGUUCAUCUCCGAGGCAGAGAGCCUGUGUCAGAACUGGAGAGGAUGGAGGAAGCAAUCUGCAGGACCCAAUUCCCCCACUGUCAAAAUAAAAGAUGGCCAGGUGAUCCCGCUGGUAGAGCUGUCGGCCAAGCAGGUGGCCUUUCACAUCCCCUUCGAGGUGGUGGAGAAGGUCUACCCCCCAGUCCCAGAGCAACUGCAGCUGCGCAUCGCCUACUGGAGCUUCCCUGAGAACGAGGAGGACAUCAGGCUAUACUCCUGCCUGGCCAAUGGCUGUGCUGAUGAGUUCCAGAGGGGAGAGCAGCUGUACCGGAUGAGGGCUGUGAAGGACCCACUGCAGAUUGGUUUCCAUCUGAGUGCCACGGUGAUGUCGCCCCAAGCGGCCCAGUCGAAAGGUGCCUACAACGUGGCCGUGAUGUUUGACCGCUGCCGCAUCACUUCCUGUAGCUGCACCUGUGGAGCCGGAGCCAAGUGGUGUGCCCAUGUGGUGGCGUUAUGCCUCUUCAGAAUACACAAUGCGUCGGCGGUGUGUCUGCGAGCCCCAGUGUCCGAAUCGCUGUCCAGGUUGCAGAGGGACCAGCUGCAGAAGUUCGCCCAGUACCUCAUCAGUGAACUGCCCCAGCAGAUCCUGCCCACUGCCCAACGCCUGUUGGAUGAGCUGCUGUCAUCUCAGUCCACAGCCAUUAACACUGUCUGUGGAGCCCCAGAUCCUACCGCGGGCCCGUCCGCUUCUGACCAGAGCACCUGGUAUUUGGACGAAUCGACACUCAGCGAUAACAUCAAGAAGACGUUGCACAAGUUCUGCGGGCCUUCGCCUGUUGUCUUCAGUGACGUGAACUCCAUGUAUUUGUCCUCCACCGAGCCCCCAGCCGCUGCAGAGUGGGCCUGCCUGCUGAGACCUCUAAGAGGCCGAGAGCCGGAGGGAAUCUGGAACCUGCUGUCCAUCGUCCGAGAGAUGUUCAAGAGAAGAGACAGCAACGCUGUGCCGCUGCUGGAGAUCCUGACUGAGCAGUGCCUCACUUACGAGCAGAUUAUUGGUUGGUGGUACAGCGUUCGCACGUCCGCCUCUCACAGCAGCGCCAGCGGGCACACGGGCCGGAGCAACGGGCAGUCGGAGGUGGCAGCCCAUGCCUGUGCCAGCAUGUGCGACGAGAUGGUGGUGCUUUGGCGGUUGGCUGUGCUCGAUCCCACCAUGAACCCUCAGAGACGCUGGGAGCUGUGUGCCCAGCUAAAGCAAUGGCACCUGAAGGUGAUAGAGAUUGUCAAGCGUGGGCAGCACCGCAAGUCUCUGGACAAGCUGUUCCAGGGUUUCAAACCAGCCGUGGAGUCCUGUUACUUCAGCUGGGAGGUGGCCUAUCCCUUGGCCGGCAUUACUUACUGUAGUUCUGACAAAAAAAGUGCCUCCUUCUGCUGGGCCAGGGCAGUGCAGCAGCAGCGGGGAGGGAGGGCCGGGCUGGGGGAUCCCCAAGAGCUGGGUGGGGGGGCCGGCCGAGUGGGCGUGGCGGAGGGCGGGGCCAGCUCCGAGUACAAGACCCGCAUCACUCAUCCCCCUCAACAGGAAGCGGCCGUCAGGCCCAAAGAGAACAUCGUCGGCAAAAGGAAAGGACUGCCCUCAGGGGGCGGCAGUGGGGUACUGGUGCUGGGAACUAGACUGGGGGGGGCGGUAUCCUUAUCUUUGGAUGACAGCAAAGGUAUGUACAAGUCGAGCAGCGGCGGAUCUGCCUCCGUUGGUGGCAAAGCCAAGCUCGCCCAAGGAGGCAAAACAUGCGGUGGCACCAUGAGCGCUGGCAGCAAACACGGGAGCAGCAAGCGCCGGACCAGCAGUGAAGACAGCUCCCUGGAGCCAGACCUGGCCGAGCUCAGCAUGGAUGACGGGUCCAGCCUGGCACUGGGCGCGGAAGCCAGCAACACCUUUGACUUCCUUCCUCCCCCACCUGAAAUGCUGCCUGCCCCGAGCCCCUUGCUGAGAGAGCCCCGAAAGUACGGCAGUUGCAACAGCCCCAAGGAGCCCCCUUUUGAGGCAUCGAGGGUGCCCCACGCUACCCCGGCUGCAGAGGCCUUAGCCCGCUGCUCUCAAGAGGGCGCGGCUGUGGCUCUGCAGAAGGAGGCUGAGCUGGAGGUGGCUCUGGAGAAGGAAGUCGAGGUGGAGAUGGAAGAGGACGGGAGCGAGGACCCCAUCGAGGACGGCCAACACGCCGCCGCCGCCGCCUCUGCCAAGCCACCCAGAAGUCGCCAGGAGGAGGAAGCAGACCGAGCGAAGGGGGCCCCUGCCUUGGAGGCUGCUGCAGGAGGGGAGGAUGAUUAUCAGGCGUACUACAUCAGCGCGGCCUCGGAGGAGGGGGGUGAGCGAGGAGCCCCUGACGGCAAUCCUGAAGAGGAGCCGGACAUCUUUGCAGGGAUCAAACCGCUGGAGCAGGAGGGGCGCAUGGAGGUAUUGUUUGCCUGUGCGGAGGCUCUCCACGCCCAUGGCUACAGUAACGAGGCUUGCCGGCUGGCUGUGGAGCUGGCUGGAGAUCUGCUGGCCAACCCUCCUGACCUGAAAGUGGAGCAGCCUCAGACCAAGGGCAAGAAAAGCAAGGUGUCAACCACCCGGCAGACCCAGGUGGCCACCAACACCCUUUCCAAAGCGGCCUUCCUGCUGACGGUGCUGAGCGAGAGACCCGAGUACCACAACCUGGCCUUCAGUACCGGCAUGUUCACCCUGGAGCUGCAGCGGCCCCCGGCCUCCACCAAGGCCCUGGAGGUGAAGCUGGCUUACCAGGAGUCGGAGAUUGUGGCCUUGCUGAAGAAGAUCCCUCUGGGCCUGGUGGAGAUGAGUGCCAUCAGGGACCGGGCAGAGCAGCUGCGAGAUGGGAACUUCUGUGAUUACAGGCCUGUGCUGCCCCUCAUGCUGGCCAGCUUCAUAUUUGAUGUGCUCUGCACUCCCGUGGUUUCCCCCACGGGCUCCCGCCCCCCGAGCCGGAAUCGUAAUAACGAGAUGCCAGGCGACGAGGAGCUGGGCUUUGAGGCUGCAGUGGCUGCGCUGGGGAUGAAGACCACAGUGAGCGAGGCUGAGCACCCUUUGCUUUGUGAGGGAACGCGACGGGAGAAGGGAGACCUGGCUUUGGCACUCAUGAUUACCUACAAGGAUGACCAGAGCAAGCUCAAAAAGAUCUUGGAUAAGCUGCUGGACCGUGAAAGCCAAACCCACAAGCCCCAGACUCUCAGCUCCUUCUAUUCCAGUAAGCCUGUAGCCAGCAGCCAGAAGAGCCCCUCCAAACAUGCCGCCCACAGCGGGGCCAGCGGGGCUGCGGGCGGCGUGUCGAAGCACACUGGCCCUGCUGCGGGGGGAGGGUCUGCAGCCGCGCAGGGCGUGGCCGGCGGAGCGGGGGCCGGCCAGCAGGCAGCACUGCCCGCUGCUGUCCAGAGCACAACGGGGGACAAUUAUAAUGACACCAGAGAGCAAGACGGAGCUCAGUCUUCCACAUGUGAUCAGCAGGGUGAGGCAGCUCCCUUUAAACCUGAGGGCACAGUGCCCAGCCGCCUGGCUUUGGGGGGACGGGGGGCGUACAGUGGCCGCUGCUGGGGGUCCCCAGUUCGACAGAAGAAGAAACAUACAGGCAUGGCGAGUAUUGACAGCAGUGCCCCUGAGACCACUUCUGAUAGCUCCCCUACGCUUAGCCGACGCCCCCUGCGAGGUGGUUGGGCAGCAGCCUCCUGGGGCCGGGGCCAAGACAGUGACAGCAUCAGCAGUUCAUCAUCUGAUUCGCUGGGCUCAUCAUCCUCGAGUGGCUCGCGCAGAGCAGGGGGUGGAGCCAGGGCCAAGAGUGCAGACACCAGCAGGUACAAAGGUCGUCGCCCGGAAUGCCACGCCCCUCACGUUCCUAACCAGCCCUCGGAGGCCGCGGCCCAUUUCUAUUUCGAGCUGGCCAAGACCGUGCUGAUCAAGGCGGGGGGCAACAGCUCCACCUCCAUCUUCACCCAGCCCUCGACCAGCGGCGGCCACCAAGGGCCCCACCGCAACCUGCACCUCUGUGCCUUCGAGAUUGGGCUGUACGCACUGGGCCUGCACAACUUUGUGUCACCCAACUGGCUUUCCAGGACCUAUUCCUCUCACGUGUCCUGGAUCACGGGCCAAGCUAUGGAGAUUGGCAGUGCAGCCCUCAAUAUCUUAGUGGAAUGCUGGGACGGACACCUGACCCCACCCGAGGUUGCAUCUCUGGCGGACCGAGCCUCGCGGGCACGCGAUCCCAACAUGGUCCGAGCGGCAGCCGAGCUCGCCCUCAGCUGCCUGCCUCACGCCCACGCGCUCAACCCUAACGAGAUCCAGAGAGCCCUGGUGCAGUGCAAAGAGCAGGACAACGUGAUGCUGGAGAAGGCUUGCAUGGCGGUGGAGGAGGCUGCCAAGGGCGGGGGGGUGUACCCAGAGGUGCUGUUUGAGGUGGCGCACCAGUGGUACUGGCUGUAUGAGCAGACUGUGGGGGGCGGCGUCGGUUCCCAGCGUGAGGGGCCAGCCGGGGGGUGUGGGGCGAACGGCGGGGCGGGAGGGAGAGGGCCUUCUGAGGUGGGCCGGGGAGUGCUGGACAGCGGCGGUGCCAUGGAGUCUGGAGGGGUGGCAGUGACGGCCACGGUGACCGCUGCUGCCGUGGUGCCCGUCAUCUCCGUGGGUUCCACCAUCUACCAGUCGCACGCCAUCCCUGGCUCGGCUAUGGCGCACCCCCACACGCAGGGCCUGCACCCCUACACCACCAUCCAGGCCCAUCUGCCCACUGUCUGCACCCCUCAGUACCUGGGACACCCUCUGCAACAUGUGCCCCGACCCACAGUCUUCCCUGUGUCUGGGGCCGCGUACCCGCAGUUUCACUCAGCUGUGAUUGACAAGACAUGGAUUGUUUUGGACUCACCACUUGUGCAGGUGACUACUGUUAGUCUUAUUUUUUUGACGUAAAGACCUUUUGUGUUUUAUGAAGAGUUCUGUUGUUCUGUAGCAGCACGUAUGUAAUUUUGCAUGUGAGCUUUGUCCACAUAAGAUCUGACAAACAAAAAGGCUGUGAUCAUCUUAAGAAUAUAUGUUGAAGCCUUUAAAAGAACAUGAUGUUCUAGGUCAUUUUCAAAAUCUUUUUUUCAAAUGUAUGAAAAUACUUUGCCUAGUUCUGAAAGUAGCUUUUUGCUGUAAUUGUACAAGGAAAAUUUAGUUUCCUUGUUUUACUCAGACAUGCUUCAUCAAAUUUACUCCAGCCAUAUUUUUCAGCUUCCACAACAGGUGGUAUUUUCUAAUGAAGAUGCUUGCUGAUGUCAUUGCUGCAGGAGAGUAGCUCUUUUAAAAAAAGACUUCAUACCUGUAUGCAUAGUCUGCUUCUGCAAGAAAUACCUGUUUCAAACACUUGUAAACACAGCGUUCCAGGAAAAAUUCUUCUUUAGCAGAAAAGUUUCCAGAAUGGACAUGAAAAUGCAACAUUCCGGAACAGAGUGUUCCCAGAAUCUUAUCAGAAAAUCUCGAGAAGGCAUUUGUAACAGCACCUCAUGGUUAUGAAUUGCCACCAUUACAUCAGUCUGGAUUUGCUGAGCCCUGUUAAACAAGUUCUUAAGGAAAUUAUGCCGGCAAAAUAGAAACCCAAAUCUGUUCAGUUCAAUUAAGUUCUGCUACUUUGUGCUCUCUUAAAAUCAGACGGAAAGCUUGAAAUAAUUAGUACAUGGCUUGUGUGCGUGAUCUAGCAGUUCACUAGCAGCUAGUGAAACCUGAGGGAGCACAGACUGCGCUGCAGAAACCCUUUCUUCCCUGGCCUGGGGAAGGGAUCAAUGCUCUCCUAGGUAAGAUUAUCCUACGUAGCCCUGCUAGGAGCUGGCAGGAAAGAGCCCUUUACAACGAAUUCACAUAUUCAAGGGGAUUUGUUUGUUUUAGACCUGCAAACACACAGGCAAGGAAAAGAGAAUAGUUCUGCGAUGCUGCAUUUUCGGUUUGCUUUACUGUCUGCAUAGUUUUGGGUGAUUCAGUGUAGGUACUGUGGAACAUCAGGAAAUUGCUUGGUUCCACAAGAAAGGUUACAAAUGAGAGGAGGCCAUUCAGCCUGUCCAAUUGAUCUUGCCAUUUCUUGACAGACGCUGAAGUCUGGGCUUUAACAGCCCGGCUGGGUAGCUUGUUCUAUACACCAACAGCCCUUCUCCUGUCAAGGAGUGUCUCCUGUUUGGUUUUAAAUAGACUUGCACAUAGUUUCCACUUGUACUCCCCCAUUUGCAUUUCAUUCAUUCUAAAGUCUACUGGGUUGCCUGUGGGUACUUUUGUGGAUUUUGAAAAUUUGUACUGGGCGUGUAAUCCAACUUUCUUCGAGACUAAAAAGGUUCAGUCAAUGCAGGUUCAUUCUCUUAAGCUAUGGAAUGUAUCUGUUCUCUGGACUGAUUACAAAGCAGCAAUAUCUUAGAUGUGGUUUUCAAAAUUGCAGGUGUUAUUCUCAUCAUGGCCUUCCUAGUGCAUUAUCUGAACCUUAACGUUAUAUCCCUUGAUUUCAGGAUAUUUGCUUUUAACUGAAUCUCAAACAUUUGCCUAUCAAAUUGCUUCGCAAUAUUGACUAGAGAUGUAAAUGACAUGUUAGUAAACACAAGUCUGUUUCAUACAGUAGGUAGCCCCAUCUAGCUCAGUGUUUCCCCAUCAUCUAACCUGACUAGUGCUAAUACAGGGCUGCCCAGAGGCUUGUCAAGGCCGAACUGGCAUGUGUGACAUCAACCGGAAGUGCGUCUCU